AGCGGUGGGAGGAGGGAGGCGCGGGAAGACUAGCGCCACUAUCUUUCCCCGCCCGGAUUGGGCGCCCAGUGACGUAAACUGAGAAUUUGUGCUCUAGGCCACCGCGCGGGGGCGCCCGGUGAACCCUGGGCGGCGUGGAAAGCCUCAUAGCCGGAAACCGCCGAGUUUGGAACCUGGGUUUACCUCCCAAAAGAGUAUUUUUGUUAGAAGAAAGAUGAAUCAUUUCUCAAAAGCAGCAAUUACUGGUGCUUGAAAAUCAGUUCAUCCAAGCUGGGUAAAAGGCCACAGAGUAAUUUUGCCAAGUAUUGAAAAGAAAAAGGAAGCACCACUGUAAGUAGCCAUCAUUCACCUUGUAUCAUUUUCCACGACUGAACAGUUUCAUACGGUAUUUACCCAGGUAACAUCAAACACUUCUUGUUUUGUAAAUUAUAGGGUUUGUGUGUGUUUUAAAAUUACUUUUGAAUUGAAUAAUUAUUAUAAUUAUACUAUUUCAUAGUUUACAAAGCAUGUUAACGCACAUCUUUUUGAUCCUGACACAACUCUGUGAAGCAGUCUCACUACAUUUUAUACGUGAGGAAGCAGCAACUGGGAGAAGGUAAGUGGUUUGCAGAAGGUUAGACAGCUAAAUAAAUGGCAUAGGCUCAGAUUCAAAGGAUUUUUCCCAUACUCCAGGCUUUUUCUACUCUACACAUUGUAGCCUGCAUUUUGCCAGCCAACAGUGAUGGUGACGUUAUACAAAAAUCUCUCUCCUUGCAUGUAGUCCUGUGAGCGGUGAUGACUACAAGGGGGUUGGGGAGAGGGAGAUCCCUGGGACCUGCUAGUUCACAAAAUAAUUCUCUGACCUGCCUGGGCUGAACCUGGUUCAAGCAUAUAUCAGAAAGGAGUUUCUUUCCUAGGGCGUGGGCAUCUGCUCCUUCAAGAGAAUUCAGCCUACUGGAAACUUCGAUGAGUCCACAUUCUCUUUUCUUAGUAUUUGAACUAGAUGGACAGUGUUUUUAAGAACUAACUACAGUGGAAUCAUUUUAGGUCAUGGGUGGUUUUCGAAAACAAGUUUGUCCCCUCACAUAUUACUUACAAUAUUUUAUACACACACACACCCAUUCCUUUUGAUGAUAAAGUUUUAGCCAGGGUGGUUUUUUAAUCUUAAGGGAAAUAUUCUCAAGUAUUUCAUAUCCUCAUUCUAACUGGAUUUUGCAAAUGACCAGUUCCAAUUGCCACAUCCAAAUGUUCCUCAUUAGGUCAGUCUCGCGGUGGGGGAGGGGGAGGUGCAGGAGGAGGAAGCAUAAAUUCAGAGUUCCCUAAGAUUUUAGGAAAAUGAAAAUGACUUCACAGAUCUUAACCUCUUUUUUCUCUCUCUCUCUCGGAAGUCAGAAAGAUAUUGCAGCUCUAACGAUAUAAAGAGCUUGGCUAUCUCAUAUGGACAAAAGAAUAUUUUAUCUCCUAAAGCACACAGUUUUUGCAGCGGGAUAUCGUGUGGCACAUGAAAUACUAAAGAACGUGAGCCCCAUAGAGGCCGAGCUUGUUAAAGAUCCUAGCGUGGAGUGUAAAAUUAGAUUCAGGUUUUCAAAUUGGUGAAAAUUGCCACUUGUUAUGGUGUUUAAAAUUUUCAUUCCCAAAGGAGGCCAGGGUUACAAGUAUUUCAGUGGGAAAAAAUAUAUUCAAGUAGUCAAGCAAGGUGAUGUUUCACAAUGUACAUUUUAUGCAUCCACUGAUGCUUGCAAAGUAAUGGGGAAGAAGAAGUUUCAUGAACAACUUAUGGAAGAUGAAUGUCUUUCCCAGGAAUUCAAAAUAACUGAUGAAACAGACAUUGUCACCUUAUACCUACUGGAUAAGAUCCCUGCAUCUUCUGGUGGAAGAAAUAACAGUUGGAGAAGAGUAUGCCUCAAUGACAUUCCCAGGACAAGGAUGGUGUAUGACAUAGUUAAGUAUGCAAAAUUUGGAAUAAUCUCAAACUGUCUGUGAAAAGAAAUGAAGUAUCUGUUACAGAGACCACAAACAGAAGACAUGCUUCAGGACCAGCUACGUGUUGUUUCUGAAAUAUUGUACAGUUCGUAUGUGUCAAGGAGCCAAACUUUAUAUCGGCCCUACCAAUAGCAAAGUCAGAUUAAACAUCUGGGUUGUCGAUCCAAGCAAGCUGAAAUGAAAGUUGAAAAAAUGAAAAAAGCUUGUGGAAUGGCAAGAGAAAGAAACAUUUCUGUGGGGACUGUAAGUUUAACCUGUACUGAAUUCAUCGUUUAGACAAUAUGCAAACUGUAAAUAAUUCUACAUCCAUAAGUAGAAUUUUUUUAAUCUACAAGUUCAAGGCUGAAAAACCUUUGUUAUUACCUUGGAUGAUAGUAUAAAGCUACAUUUCUCUUGGUAACACAUAUUUUUGAAAUUCUUAAACCUGAUCAAUACCUCAUGAGCUGGCAAAAACAAACAAAAAAAGAAAACAACCCUCUGUAUGUUGACACUGAUGAGUCAACACAGUCCUAAUGGUACAUUUCUCAAAGAGGAAGCCAGUUCUAUCUGAACUUCUUAAAAUCCAUACUGCACAAAUUCUGCUUCAGUAUACUCCUAUGUUGUAGGAAUAUUUACAAUGAACACAUAUAUAUUAAUGUAUUACUUUGUAAUCUGUUAAAAAUACACUACACAUUUUUUGAGAUGAGGCUAAGUAUAAAAAGUCAAAUAUAAAAACAUAAAGUAGUGAAAACCAAAUAUAAAACACUUUCCACUUUUAUGUAUAAUUCUACCUAGGAACCUCAAUGAGAGACGGGAGACGAAAAGUACCAACAGACGAUUGUGUGCUCCUCACCUUUGGACACUGGACAUUAAGGAACUGAAAUCGAAUGACAAAUUGGAAAAAAAACAAAAAGGGACCAUGAGCCUGUCAUGGACAGAUGCGUGCUCAUCAUUUUCCACCACGUCAGUGCACAGCUCAUUAACAGAAAACCAAGUUAUUUCAUGAUUUGCUUAUCUGUCUAUAAGUGAUUUAAAUAUGAGUCCUAAAGGAAAACAGACUAUAAACAAGGCCUCGGUAUGCUUUCUUAACCAAACGCGUGACAGAUUUUUUAAGCCUUUUUGUAUUACCAUGGAUACAAAUAUUUUUUACUGACAGAAUUUUAAUCUGAAUAAAUUAUUUCAACUAGAUGCCCUCCGACUAGCUAGAUACAGUUUUGCUUGAGAAAUGAUGAGUAAAUUAAUCCCUGGAACAUUUUUCAAUUUUUAAUUUUCCUUCAUUGUUAACAAAUAUCUAACCAGGCUAUGUUUAGCAUAAAUAUUAGAGCUCUCAGAAUAAAAGGCUUCUGCAGAGUCAGCCUCCAGUGUCUUUUUUUUUUUAGUAGCACGUUGUUUUUACAGAACAGCUUGUGAUUGACCUAUUCUCAAUUAUAAUAAAAUUAAUAAUGAAUUUGUUGCUACGGCCAGCGUGAUAUAUAGCAUACCUAACCAUUACUGAGCAUCGUAAGCACUUGGGACAGAGUGUUGCAUCUGCUUUAAUGUUGUACUUCAGAUAUUUUUCAAGUAUGAAGACUGUUUUGAAUAAUAUUUAUCAAUUUCCUUCUGAAUUGAUAAGUUCUCCUUCCUGAUAGAGUACAAAUGAUUGAUAUUUUUGUGAUUUAGGCUAUUGAAUUAUAUCAAACCUUACCAGAGACCAUCAUAGUUAAACAAGGUACAUUAUUUAUUUAACUUUAAAAAUACAAUUUUUCAUUUUGUUUAACAUUUAAAAUGUGGAGGUUGAUCACUGAUUUAACUCAGGCAAGCAGCCUAUAAAUGGAUCUCAUUCUCUGCUAAAACAUUCUCUUAAAUGAUAAAGAAUAUUGUAGUAAACGUGUGCGAUUCCCACUAGAAUAUAUUCAACAUAAACAUGCACUCUUCAAUAUUAAUAUAUCCUCAUUUGAUCUCCAAGCGGGAUAGAUAAUCCCCUUGUUUUCAGAGCUUGUUCUGGACACUGGUUGAAUAGAAAACAUGUACUUACCUCAUGAGGCAUACAUAUUCUCAUUUGUUAAAUUAUGAAGCAGUCCCUAUUUCAAUCAAAUGCAUAACAGAUCCAGUCUACCCAUAGUAUGUGCAAUAACAAAGCUAAGGGAGAUUUAAGGUAACAAGAUGAAGGAAAAUGACACAGGAAAAACAGACUAAAGAGUCUGUUCAAGGGCAGCCACUUCUUGUAUUAGCUAUGCCUCUGUCCCAUCGUAAUGCCAGCUGUAUUCCUCCCAGCUGCAGGGGAGGCCAGGAAAUAUACUCUUAUUUUGGGCAGUUAUGUAUCAAACUAAAAUUCUGUUGUUGUAAAAGAAUAGGAUA
Phyllostomus discolor (pale spear-nosed bat) is the source of this 4278-nucleotide messenger RNA. It is a transcript of the gene CXHXorf58, whose product is annotated as chromosome X CXorf58 homolog. The record is from RefSeq and is a predicted model, not a curated record. NCBI's taxonomy places the organism in Eukaryota, Metazoa, Chordata, Mammalia, Chiroptera, Phyllostomidae.